Messenger RNA from Cotesia congregata, 951 nucleotides. The record is from the annotation of a GenBank genome assembly. NCBI's taxonomy places the organism in Eukaryota, Metazoa, Arthropoda, Insecta, Hymenoptera, Braconidae.
AUGAAUCAUUCUUGUGAUCUCAUCAAAUCUCUCCAAAAUUUAGUCAACUCAAUAGCUCAAUCAUUUAAUGAUUUGAGAGAAAAGACAAUGAGUGAAGAUUAUUGUCAAAGAUGUUACAAUGUUUGCUCUGAAACAAUUGAAUAUUUUAAUACUAUUUUGAUGGAUCAGCAAACAAGUGUUCAAGUCAAAAGAAGUGUUCAAGCAAACAUUGUACUAUUGUGUUGGUAUGCUCAUCAAUUUACCAGAUUAAGUGGUCAAGUUGUUAGUGGUGAUCUAAGUGCAAGAAAUAGUCUGAUCAAGUGGCAAGACCUUGAGAAUGCCUUUUCAAAUAAUAUUAAAACUGGUUGUGUUGUAAAUCGUGCCCAUACUGAUUUAAGAGAAUUUUUAAAUGACUCAAAAGAUUUAGUUAUUGAAAAAAUUGGAAGUAUGAUGAGAAAUGCUGGAAACCUCAAAGUUAAUGUAGAAUUGUUCUGUAUAUUCAGAAAUUCAAAAAAUGGUGAUACAGUUGAAGAAAAAAAGUCUUUUAACACGAAAAGCCGUGAGAUAAUACAAGCUACACGAUUAGAUGAAUGGUACAUGGACAAUGUGUACCAUAAAUUAUUGAAGAAAGUUGAAGAAUUCAAUCAAAAAGAUUCAGGAUGGAGUUUGGUGGAAAUUAACAACUUGGUUGUAACCAUGUCAACAUUUUUACCUCUACCGGCUGGUGAAUCAACGUAUGUGCAACUGCCUAAAGAUAUUCAACACAAAAGAGCGAAAAAUAUGAAUACUCACGAUAAUGAUAUGAAAAAUUAUGAACCUAGAUUUCACUUUGCUCUGAUAAAAAAUUUAUCAAGGUUGGUUAAAAGUCAAUUAUCCAAAGGUCAUUCAAAGUUAUUUUUUUGUGAUCGAUGUCUUAAUCAUUAUAAAAAAAAAAAUCGUUUCAUCAACACAAACUUGAUUGUUUUAAAAUAA